This is a messenger RNA of Aureobasidium pullulans EXF-150, 887 nucleotides long. RefSeq lists its product as uncharacterized. The transcript is spliced from 2 exons. The coding region runs from base 97 to 786 and encodes 229 amino acids. Lineage: Eukaryota; Fungi; Ascomycota; Dothideomycetes; Dothideales; Saccotheciaceae. Gene Ontology annotation, molecular function: acyltransferase activity, transferring groups other than amino-acyl groups. The record is from RefSeq and is a predicted model, not a curated record.
UAAUGAGUCAUAACGAGUACUUCGUUCCCUACUUAUCAGCAGCAUGUCCGGACGAAACAAGCUUACUAUCGACAUCUUGUUGGAAGUUAUGCACACAUGGACUCUUUAUCGAAGACCACCGAAGCCACUAUCCGACUAGCACACGCUGACGAUCAGUUCAUCAUGGCAUCUAUCGCUGCCAGAGCAAAUUUCGAUGAUGAUCUAUUCGGCAAGAUCAUUCACCCGUAUCGCGAGCAAUAUCCCGAAGACAUGCAUAUCUUUUGGCUCAAAAAGUUCCGCAAAGCAUGGCACAACCCCUAUAAUCUGUUUCUGGUCUCGACUGUACAACACAAUGGUUCCGAGCUCAUCACUGGUAUGGCUCAGUGGAGCCGUAGGGGCGAACACUUCAACGAGUACCAAGCUCUCCUGAAAGAAUGCCUUGAGCCUGCUUUACCUGUCAACAGGGCUGCGGAUCCACAGAUGGAAAACUUGAUCGAGCGAUCAGGCUCAUACCUGCCUGAUCUCUGGACUGGCGAUCGAUUCGAGUGUUGGCGUCUGAACGGUCUGGCAAUCGAUCCAGUGCAUCAAGGUAAUCGUCACGGCACAGCUUUGGUCAGAUACGGACUGGAUCUCGCAGCUAAAGAGAAUAUCGCUGCAAGCGUGAUCAGUGCAGCGAAGAAAGAAGUGGCCGAAGGGUUCUACGCAAAGCUAGGCUUCAAAAGUAUCGGCAUUAGAGCGGUGGAUGGUGAAGGAAACCCACUCAGUGGCAUCGAAGGUGGUCAGAUCAUGUUCAAAGAUAAGCAAUGACACGGACCAGAGGAAGCACAUCCUUGCUCAAUGCACCAUUACUAGGGGUGACCCUGCCUUCAGCUGAGCUGUAGCUUCCCCGCACAGCACUUGGGGUUUCC